Messenger RNA from Xyrauchen texanus (razorback sucker), 1518 nucleotides. It is a transcript of the gene cers3b, whose product is annotated as ceramide synthase 3b. Gene Ontology annotation, biological process: ceramide biosynthetic process. Bases 227 to 1330 code for a protein of 367 amino acids. Gene Ontology annotation, molecular function: sphingosine N-acyltransferase activity; DNA binding. The record is from RefSeq and is a predicted model, not a curated record. Lineage: Eukaryota; Metazoa; Chordata; Actinopteri; Cypriniformes; Catostomidae. The transcript has 11 exons. Gene Ontology annotation, cellular component: membrane.
GCCCAUUGUUGGAGAUUGAGGUAUGCAGUGAAAGUGUGUGUGUUUGUGCUCGUUCAGCCAAUACCUAUAGCGGAUUCAUCAGAACAGGGCAGGACUUUGGAGGAUCUAUCGAAAGGUGUGUCUGGGAACAGAAUUCCAAAGGAAGAAAGGAAAACAGGUGGAGAGAGAAAAGUUAAAACGAAAAGGCAGCAUACGUAUUUUGGACUAAGAGGGAGACAGAAGGGCAAUGCUCAGUGAGUGGUUUUGGUGGGAUCGGCUGUGGUUGCCGAGGCCAUUGACAUGGGCGGACCUAAAGGAUGGUGAGGGGCGUGUCUACGCCCGGGUUUCCCACCUGUAUAUCACUAUACCUGUAGCAGUACUGCUGCUAGGCUUAAGAGUAAUUUAUGAAAGGCUGAUUGCUGUGCCACUUGCUGAUGCCCUUGGGGUUAAAGAUAAAGUUCGCUUAAGUGCGUCACACAACCCAGUGCUGGAAAAAUACUACAACUUAAACUCUAAACAUCCAACACAGACAGAUAUAAAAGGUGUGUGUAAGAGGUUGGGCUGGUCAGAAAGGCAGGUGGAAUGCUGGUUCCGCAAAAGGAGGAACCAGGACAGACCCGGAGUUCUGAAGAAAUUUAAAGAAGCAAGUUGGCGGUGUGCCUUUUACCUCUGUUCUACUGUUGGAGGGGUGCUGGCACUACAUGAUAAACCGUGGCUUUAUGACCUACGGGAAGUUUGGGCAGGAUUUCCCAAACAAUCACUGCUGGACUCUCAGUACUGGUAUUACAUCAUUGAGUUGAGUUUUUAUGGCUCUUUACUGUUCAGUGUGGCUGCAGACGUAAAACGGAAGGACUUUAAGGAGCAGCUGGUGCACCAUUGGGCCACUCUAACCCUGCUGUCCUUCUCCUGGUGUGCCAACUACAUCCGCAUUGGCACACUAGUCAUGCUAGUUCACGACACAUCAGAUGUCUUACUCGAGUCUGCUAAGAUGUUUAAUUAUGCUGGCUGGGAGACUACCUGCAACAGCAUCUUUGUGGUUUUUGCUUUGGUCUUCAUAGUAACCAGACUCAUCAUCUUCCCUUUCUGGCUGAUCCACUGUACAUGGGUGUAUCCUCUGGACCUGUUUGAACCCUUUUUCGGCUAUUAUUUCUUUAACGUCAUGCUGGUGGUGCUUCUGUUUUUGCACGUCUUUUGGGCUUCCCUUAUCCUUCGCAUGGUCAAAAAGUUCCUUUUCGGCAACCUGAAGGGCGAUGAGAGAAGUGAUGAAGAAGAGGAUGAGGAGGUUUCCGAGGAAGAGUAUAAACAUGGUUAUUCUAAUGGAUCUGGGACAGGACUGUCUAACGGUCACUGACAAAUAGAAAGACCUUCCGACAUAGAUAGCCUUUUAAUGCUAUGCAUAUAUUAAUGUCCAUAUUGGACCCAUGACUCAUCUGUGAAUUAAUUUUUAUUUUUUUUAUUUUAUUUGUUUUGCAUAACCUUUCAUCUUAAUGUGUGAAUAUGUACUGAUGUUUUUGUAUCUCAAUAAAAAUCUCAACCUCA